AUGCUCCCAAAGAAAUAACACUAAAAAACAUAAUCAACAGAGUUAUCAAAUCAGGCAUUAAUGAAUUAUUUAUCAACUAGAGAAGCUCUAAAUAUUAGAAUGUCGAAUUCUCCAACAUUUUAAUUGGAGUAAAAAGUAUAAAUUAUUGUACUCAAAAAAGAAAUAAAUUGGUCCUCAAUAAAGUCCUUUGUUGAAAUCAAAUAGUUCUUAACCAAACCUAAAAAUAUCACAAUAACAGUAAUUAAACACAAUAUUUAGAUAAAAUUCAAGAAAAAUAUAAUAAUAAAAUGUGCUUAAAUAGAGAGGGUUCAUGUCACCCAAAAUAGUUAGUUAAGAAAAAAUUACUUAGAAAAUAUAAGUUAAUAGUAAUGGAAAUCAUAUGAAAACACAACCUUAAUCUCAUUAAAAUUCUUAAACAAAAAUUAAAUCCAUAGAUAAUAUAUUAGAUGAAUAUCCGAUUACAUGUAAAGAAAUAUAGUUAAUAUUUCAAAGCACCAAAACAACUAUUUUAAUAAGAUAUUCUAAAAGCAAUACCAAUCUCUGGAUCUAGUAAAGCAGAUUAAAAUUUAAAAUAAAAAGCUUCAUAAGCAAUUUAAGAAAUAAAAUAAAAAUAAUCAAUAGAUCUUGUAUCUAGAUUGAAUUUUCAAAAAUCUUCAGCUAUAUAGAGUGCAAAAAAUUAAUUACAAUAAGUACCAACCUUAGGAUAAUUAGAAGGUUAAUUAAAAGUUCAUUAAAAAUCAAAUAGUGCAUAAUUUAUUGAAACAUAAAAAUUUUAAACUCAUGCUAGUUCUUAACCUUUAAUAGAAUUUACAUCUGAUAAAAAAAAACCAAUUACUACUAGGUAUAUAAUAAAAUAAUAAAAAUAGGAAAUAUUAAUAAGAAUUCAUAACAAUAAUAGUUUAAUAUAAAUAAUUUAAAUAAAAAAUGACAAUUGAUAUUUCGACAAAUAAUAUAUCUUGGCUUUUAGAAACAAUAAAAUAAGAAAUAAUGAAUAAUUUUGGAAAUUCAUAUUAACCUAUAAUUGGGAUAAAAACAGGGAAUAUUUCAAUACCAGUAGAUUAUAUACUUUCCAAAAUUGAAAGACCUUUAUCUCUAUUAUCAAAUUGUCCUGUAUAACCUUUAAUUAUUGAACCAUUUUUAAAUGUUGAAUAAGAAUUGAAAUAAUGUAAAGUUAGUUUGAAAGAUUUUGAAUUUAUUAGAUGUAUUGGUGUAGGAGGAUUCUCUAAAGUUUAUUUAGUUAGAGAAAAAAAGACAGGCUUAUUUUAUGCUAUGAAACUUAUUGAAAAAAAGCCUAUCAUGUAAUAAAAUAAAUAAAAUAUUAUAUAAAAUGAGAGAGAUAUUAUGUUUAAUUUAAAUCAUCCCUUUAUUGUUAAAAUGUAAUAUGCAUUUGAGUCUAGAAGAUAUUUAGUUUUCGUAUUAGAAUAUUGUUCUGGAGGAGAAUUAUUUUAUCUUCUUAGAAAAGUAUUUAUAUUCAAUAAAUAAAGGUUAAAAGAAUGAGUGAAGAAGAAGCAUUUUUUUAUUUUGCAGAAAUCUGUUUGGGAAUGAAGAAUUUACAUGAUAAUAAUAUAAUUUAUAGAGAUAUCAAACCUGAAAAUAUUUUAAUAGAUUUUGAUGGUCAUGUUAGAAUUGCUGAUUUUGGUUUAUCUAAACCUCAUAUGGAAAAUGAAGAUGUAGCUUAUUCAUUUUGUGGAUCACCUGAAUAUAUGGCUCCUGAAAUGUUAUUAAAAUAAGGUCAUACAUUUUAAUUGGAUCUUUAUUGUUUAGGAGCCUUAUUAUAUGAAUUAAUAACUGGUUUACCACCUUUUUAUUCAAGGAAUACUGAUGAAAUAUAUUAGAAAAUACUUAAUUAAAAAUUAAGUUUUCCUUCUUAAAUACCAAUGUCAUCACUCUUAAAAGAUUUAUUAAGUAAUUUAUUAGCUAAAACACCUAAAAAAAGAAUAGAUAAUAUUGAUUCAUUAUUAAAACAUCCAUGGAUGACUUAAUGGAGUGAGAAAAAUCUGUAUAAAGAUUUAUUAUUGAAGAAAAUUGAACCACCUUUUAAACCUGAUUUUUUUUCAUUUAAUUUUGAUGAGGAAGAAUUUGGAAAAGGAGAAAAUGAAUUUCUAUCACAAAUCAGACCAUUAUAAUUAAAUUUAUUAGAAAAUUUUCCUAAAGAAAUUUUACUUAAAAAUUUUUAUUAUAAUCAUAACGAAUGUAAUUUUGCUGAAAGUACUGGUGGUACUAAUCAAAAUGCAAAAUUACAAGAAGAAUAACAAUAGUAAGGAACUUAAAGAUAAAAAUCAAAAAGACUUAAUACAUUUGAUGAUGAAAAUACAAAUUUUGUAAAUGAAUAAAAAGUUUUCUUACUAAAUUAAUUGAGACUAUAAACAGAGAAUGAAAUAAAAAGAAAAUCUGCAUUAUGA
Paramecium sonneborni is the source of this 2402-nucleotide messenger RNA. NCBI's taxonomy places the organism in Eukaryota, Ciliophora, Oligohymenophorea, Peniculida, Parameciidae. The record is from the annotation of a GenBank genome assembly.